Molecule: messenger RNA, 1017 nt
Organism: Cercospora beticola
Lineage: Eukaryota; Fungi; Ascomycota; Dothideomycetes; Mycosphaerellales; Mycosphaerellaceae
Product: NAD-dependent epimerase/dehydratase family protein
Molecular function (GO): dTDP-glucose 4,6-dehydratase activity
Source: RefSeq, a predicted model, not a curated record
AUGGCUCGGACACUCCGCGCUUCUUGCAAGCAGCUAGUCCGCCCAGAUGUGCUGGUCACAGGCUCCGGCGGCCACCUCGGCCACGCCCUGAUGCUUGAGCUUCCCAAGCACGGCUUCCAGCCGCUCGGGCUCGAUCGAUUGCCUCCUGAGAACGGCAUCUUGAGCUUGACAGGCUCUGUCGUUGAUCGUGGACUGCUAUCGCAAGUCUUCAAGGAAUACACUUCAAUACGAUAUGUGAUCCAUUCUGCAGCGCUGCAUAAGCCUCACGUUCCUACUCACAGCAAGCAGGCUUUCAUCGAUACAAAUCUCACAGGGACACUCAAUGUCCUCGAAGAGGCCGUCAAGCAUAGUGUGGAAGCCUUCGUCUUUGCCAGCACCACGAAUACGUUCGGAUCAGCCGUCGCUUACGCUGCUGGUGCGCCGUCGGCCUGGCUCAAUGAGGAAACUGCGUGCAAGCCAAACAACAUAUAUGGCGCAACAAAGCUUGCUGCUGAGGAUCUGUGUCAAGUGGUUCAUAUGGAGUCUGGAAUGCCAACCUUGGUCCUCAAGACGGCAAGAUUCUUUCCAGGAGAGGACGACGAUCUCAGCUGGCGAAAGGAGUACAACGGCAUCAGUGAGAAUCUCAAAGUGAAUGAAUUGCUCUACCGCCGAGUAGACAUCGCAGAUGUAGUGACAGCAUAUGUACAGGCAUUGAAGAAGGCGAAAGUGGUCGGAUUCAGCAAAUAUGUGAUAAGUGCUCCUCCGCCAUUCCAGCCUAGCGGUAGACUUCUCACGCAACUGGGCCACGAUGCUGCUCCAGCUCUUGCGGAGUUGCUACCCGAGUACGUGGAAUUGCUGCGAACUGUAGGCUGGAAACUGCCCGCAAGGCUGGACCGGGUUUGCGACUCGUCCAAGGCUAUGCGAGAGCUGGACUGGCGGCCUGUGCACACCUUCCAGCGUGCUGUCUUGGCGGUAAGCCAGGGUCGCGGUUGGAACAGUGAGCUCGCGAGGAAGGUCGGUGAGAGACAAUAUCAUUGA